Molecule: messenger RNA, 1047 nt
Organism: Aureobasidium uvarum
Lineage: Eukaryota; Fungi; Ascomycota; Dothideomycetes; Dothideales; Saccotheciaceae
Source: the annotation of a GenBank genome assembly
AUGCCACCUCGACCGUUUCCACAAGCUCUGAGUAUAGGCACGGAUAUAUGCCACCACCCACGCUUUGCAAAAUACUUUCCGGUUCACCAACAUCUAUCCAGCACAACCAGCGCAAUAUCAUCACAAACGCUGCUCUUUCACCUUUUCGACAAGGCGUUUCUGCCCUCGGAGCAACGGGCAUUCUGGCGACGGUUCCAAGAUACUCCUUCUUCAUAUCGAAAAUGUGUGCCUGGUGAGAAUGCGGAAAAGCAAUCACGGCAAUGGGACGAGCAAAAAGCAAUCGAAGCAGCGAGAUAUCUAGGCGGCAGAUGGGCAGCCAAAGAAGCAGUCAUCAAAGCCUUUACCGCAGAAAAAAGAUUACUGCUCAGAGAUGUGGAAAUCAGGGCAGAAGGGAAGGGCAAGGCACCCUAUGCAGUUGUUCUGGACGCCGGCAGUGAACAAAUGCCAAAAAAUCAAUCUGCCAAAGACGUCUACAAGCAAUUGGUCAAGAGAUGGGAAUUACGAGAAGAGUUGAAGGAAUUGCGGAAGAGUGAUGGUGGCAACAAUGGUCUUCGCAUUGUCAAAAAGUUCAGUUUGAAUCGGCAUACGGCACGAGAGCAGGAGAUGAAGAAGGCAACGCCACAACCUCAGCAAGGGAUUGCCGUUCCGGAAAACAUGCAGUCGACCUCUUCGACCAUUACUCCAGAAUCCACUUCUGCUGCUCCCAACACCUCCACUGCUCCCAUCCUCUCCAAAGACAGCAUCCUCGACCUCUCCGCCAUCACCCAGAUCCUUGAACAAAACCAACAAACCACCUCCCCUACCUCAACAACAUCUCCUCAAACACCAGAGCCAGAACAAGAUCAAGACACCGAUACAGGAAACGAGCAAACAAGAGAGCCACAAAACGCUCACCAGACCCGUUUGGAAGAAGAAAUAAACCGUCUACGCAGAGAAGAACACCAACAACAAGAAGAUGCUUGGAAUAAUCUACAGGGCCAGGUGGUCAAGGUGAGUAUUUCACAUGAUGGCGAAUAUUGUGUUGCCACCGCUUUGGCUGCUGUUUGA